Molecule: messenger RNA, 873 nt
Organism: Paramisgurnus dabryanus
Lineage: Eukaryota; Metazoa; Chordata; Actinopteri; Cypriniformes; Cobitidae
Product: arylamine N-acetyltransferase, pineal gland isozyme NAT-10
Molecular function (GO): arylamine N-acetyltransferase activity
Source: RefSeq, a predicted model, not a curated record
AUGGAUCUGAGCGAGUACUUCAACAGGAUUGGGUUUAAAGGCCAAUAUGACAAAGCCGACCUUGACACUUUAUUCACCAUCCACAAGCUGCAUGUUUUGAAUAUUCCAUUUGAAAACCUCAGCAUCCACUGUGGGGAGAAGAACACUAUGGAUCUGUCAAUCAUCUACAAUAAAAUUGUGAAGAGCAAUCGAGGCGGCUGGUGUUGUGAAAACAACCUCUUGUUCUCCUGGGUCCUACGAGAGAUGGGUUACAAAUACACAACACUUGGCUCCAAGGUGUUCAGCAAGUUCAAAAAUGAUUUCUACCCUGUAGAUACUCAUCUAAUUAAUCUGGUGGAGAUUGAUGGAAAACCUUACAUUGCUGAUGUGAGCUACGGUGUGUCGUGUCAGAUGUGGUACCCUUUGGAGAUGAUUUCAGGUAAAGACCAACCACAGCCUCCUGGUGUUUUCCGUCUCCUAAAUGAUGGGAUGACGUGGGUACUGGAGAAGUCUGGAAGAAAGCAGCUUGUCAAAGAUAAAGCCUUUGCUAAUUCUACCCUUAUUGACCACCGCCUGACGAAAACGAUGUAUCGCUUCACAUUGACACCACGUGGGGCGGAUCACUUCCUGGAGACAUCAGAGUACUUGCAGACGAGUGCAGACUCUCGGUUUGUACUCAAAUCCAUUUGUUCCCUGCAGACACCUACAGGCUUUAGAGCUCUGAUUGGCUGGACUUUCAGUGAGAUCACAUUCAACCCACAGGAGGACUUUGACUUGGUGGAUAUGAAGGAAAUUCCAGACUGUGAGAUAGAAGCUUUGCUGAGGGAAAAGUUUAAUGUGGUGUUAGUUAACAAGUUCACACCUAAAAACAACAAAGCUAAUUAUUGCAUGUAG